AUGACUUCUGGAUCAGAAGAUGACUUCUCCUGUCCUGUCUGUCGGGACAUCUUUAAAGAUCCUGUUAUCCUGACAUGCAGCCACAGCUUCUGUAAAGUCUGUCUGCAGAGAUGGUGGAGAGAGAAACAAGAACAGGAGUGUCCAGUUUGUAAGGCUGUAUCUCAAAGUAACAACCCGCCUUGUAACCUGGUAUUAAAGAAUCUUUGUGAGGCCUUCUUACUGGAGAGAGAUAAGAAAACUUCAGCGCAGUCUGAGCCUCUCUGCAGUCUGCACUCUGAGAAACUCAAACUCUUCUGUCUGGAUCAUCAGCAGCCAGUGUGUCUCGUCUGUCUGCAUUCAGAAACACACAAAAACCACAAAUUCAGACCCAUCAAUGAAGCUGGAAAGGAUCACAAAGAAAAGCUCCAGAAAUCCCUGAAGCCUUUACAGGAGAAACUGAAGCUAUUUAAAGAAAUUAAAGGAAAAUAUGAUCAAACAGCAAAACACAUUAAGGUUCAGGCCAAAGACACAAAGAGGCAGAUUAAGGAGCAGUUUAAGAAACUUCACCAGUUUCUACAAGAGGAAAAGGAGGCCAGGAUCUCUGCUCUGAGGAGAGAAAAGGAGCAGAAGAGUCAGAUGAUGAAGGAGAAGAUUGAGGCUCUGAGCAGAGAGAUAGCAGCUCUUUCAGACACAAUCAGAGUCACAGAGGAGGAGCUGAGAGCUGAGGACAUCUCAUUCCUGCAGAACUACAAGGCUGCAGUGGAAAGAGUCCAGCAGCGCCCCCUGCUGGAUGAUCCAGAGCUGGUCUCAGGAGCUCUGAUAGACGUUGCCAAACACCUGGGCAACCUGACCUACAACAUCUGGGACAAGAUGAAGAAGAUCGUCUCCUACACUCCAGUGAUUCUGGAUCCAAACACUGCUAAUCCAGAACUCAUCCUGUCUGAAGAUCUGACCAGUGUGAGACGUGGAGAGAGACAGAAGCUUCCUGACAAUCCAGAGAGGGUUCAGUUGUACCCCUCUGUCAUGGGCUCCGAGGGUUUUAACUCAGGGACUCAUACCUGGGAUCUUGAGGUUGGAGACAAUACAGUUUGGUUCAUCGGUGUGGCAACAGAGUCUGUCCAAAGAAAACAAAAAUUUUUUAAAAGUGGUGUAUAA
This is a messenger RNA of Scomber japonicus (chub mackerel), 1134 nucleotides long. Its product is annotated as zinc-binding protein A33-like. NCBI's taxonomy places the organism in Eukaryota, Metazoa, Chordata, Actinopteri, Scombriformes, Scombridae. The transcript is spliced from 2 exons. The record is from RefSeq and is a predicted model, not a curated record. Gene Ontology annotation, molecular function: zinc ion binding. The coding region runs from base 1 to 1134 and encodes 377 amino acids.